Parastagonospora nodorum SN15 is the source of this 1326-nucleotide messenger RNA. RefSeq lists its product as hypothetical. The coding region runs from base 1 to 1326 and encodes 441 amino acids. The record is from RefSeq and is a predicted model, not a curated record. NCBI's taxonomy places the organism in Eukaryota, Fungi, Ascomycota, Dothideomycetes, Pleosporales, Phaeosphaeriaceae. The transcript is spliced from 2 exons.
AUGGCUCCCAUCAAUGUAUUCGCGCCACUUCUUUUGGCCGGCAUCGCGACGGCUAGAGAGUGCACGACCUUUCUCAUCCCGGUCGACAUCUCCUCGCGACAAGGACAGUUCAAGAAAUUGCCCGUAGAGAGCAACUUGGACACAGGCGCUUUCGCGACCCGUUACGUAGAAUACCAGCACAACCUCACAGCGACAUUGCUCGAAGGGUACCAGACCUUGAAGGGUAGCUACAACAUUUCUGCCCAGUACUGCUGCUCAGAUAAGAGCAGCGGGAAGAUCCAGCUUCUAACCCACGGUAUUGGUUUCGACAAGACCUAUUGGGACUUGCCUUACCAAAACUACAACUACAGCUAUGUGAACACCGCUCUUGCAUCUGGCUACAGCACCCUUGCCAUUGAUCGCUUCGGCAUUGGCAACUCUUCCCAUGGUGACCCUUUCAACGAGAUCCAAGCCCAAGCCGAAGUUGAGGCUCUCAACGCAGUUACCACUAAGAUCCGCCAUGGAUCAAUCCCCGAAAUUGGUAAGGCUUACGAAAAGGUUAUCCAUGUUGGCCACUCCUUUGGAUCAGUCCAGUCAUACUGGCUGUCAGCUUUGUACCCAAACAACACCGAUGGAGUCAUUCUCACAGGAUUCUCCGUCGCUGGACAAUUUCUCCCAUACAUCGUCGCCGGGUGGAAUUUGCACAGCGCGCGCCAGAACCAGCCCCUCCGCCUCGGCAACUCAUCCAACGAGGGCGUUCGCAAGCUUGCAGCACAGUAUGGCAUGGACAACAACCUAGUCCCUGCACUCCAGAAAGUGCUCAAAUCUGCCGGCGUUGAUCUCUCUGAGCAAGAAGUCUGGGACGAAGUCGCAACCACCGAAGUCCUCGACCUGAUCACCGGCUUCAACAAGACCAGCUUCAAGUACAACUAUCCCUCCGGCUACUUGGUCUCCUCUGACCUUACAUCGCUCCAAUACGCAUUCCUGUACCCCGACAACUACGACAUCAACCUGGCGCUCAUGGGCGAGCAGACUAAGCAGCCUGUCACGACCGGUGAGCUCCUGACCAUCGGUAGCUCGCCAUCGUCAAGCCCCUUCACUGGCCCCGUACUUGUCAUUACCGGCGAGCACGACGUACCUUUCUGUGGUGGCAACUGCUACGGCAAGCUGCCCAACAGCACGGCGGCAAAUAUCCCGGCUGGUGUUGCUGCGGCGUAUCCCGGUUCCAAAGCUUUCGAAGCGUAUAUUCAGCCUGGUACCGGCCACGGUCUCAACUUCCAGUACAACGCGACUGCUGGAUACCAAGUCAUCCAGGACUUUUUGUCGCGACAUGGAUUGGGCGCUUAG